Messenger RNA from Closterium sp. Yama58-4, 369 nucleotides. The record is from the annotation of a GenBank genome assembly. Lineage: Eukaryota; Viridiplantae; Streptophyta; Zygnematophyceae; Desmidiales; Closteriaceae.
AUGGGUCGCCACCACCACCUGCACCACCAGCAACGCCACCACCUCCACCACCACCACCACCACCACCACCACCACCACCACCACCACCACCACCACCACCACCACCACUACCCUUCCCCCUGCUCCUACCUCCCUUAUCCUAGACAACGCAGCAGUGGUAAGAGAAGCAGUGAACGUGGGAAGCUGGGGUGCAGCGCAACCAAAAAAGGGACUGGGAGGCACUGCAGCGGUGGCAGCGGCAACAGCAAGGAGCUUGCUCUCGAUUUUUGUGAGGGUAGACUCAAGAAGAUUGAUGGUGAGCUCAGAGGGGUGCUUAAGAAGAAGCACGUCGCAGGCACAGAAGAGGCGAUCAGGGAGGCGAGUGACUAA